Molecule: messenger RNA, 2356 nt
Organism: Zalophus californianus (California sea lion)
Lineage: Eukaryota; Metazoa; Chordata; Mammalia; Carnivora; Otariidae
Exons: 7
Coding region: 1-1281 (426 amino acids)
Biological process (GO): replication fork processing; resolution of meiotic recombination intermediates
Cellular component (GO): FANCM-MHF complex; Fanconi anaemia nuclear complex
Molecular function (GO): protein heterodimerization activity; chromatin binding
Source: RefSeq, a predicted model, not a curated record
AUGUCUGUCCUCUUCAUUUAUCUGGCGUUCAAUGCUGGCUGCUGGCUGGGACCUCAGCUAGGGCUGAGAAAGGUACAUGUGGCCUCACCACGUGGCCUUGGGCUGCCUCACGGCAUGGCAGCCUCAGGCUGGGCUAACUUCUUACCCGGGGCUCGGUUCCAAACUUUACAAACGAGGCACAAGGAUGUGAAGGAACUUGUCCGAGGUCACACAGCCCCUGAAACACUGCCGCCAGAACCACGGCAACCUGGCGCCCGAGCCCGCACACUUAACCGCGGCACCACCUUCCCGCUCCGUGUGCACAGCUCACUCCUCCCCUCGGCCACGGCCUGCUCACCGUGCACCCACCACCUGCCGAGCGCUGUGCGGGCGACCACGUGGCAGUGGGGAGAGCAGAUGGAAAGUCCUAACCUCAGGGCGCUCACAGAAUCCACACGACAACCAAAGGAGAUUGAUUUUUUGGAAUCAGCAUUUUACAGGGCAGUUUUAGAGGAAAUAAAUGUUACGGACACUGGGUGGGUUUUGCAAGGCCAGCGGAGGUCAGAGCCACACGGAAUUCACAGUGAACGGUGCCGCCCGACAACGCUGUCCCCGCACACACGCCUUCUUCCCGAGGGCUCCUGUAAAGCCACGGGGCCGGGAGGUGGCUCGGGCCACCGGGUCCCGCCCCCGGACGGCGAAGGACCGUUCCCGGAGCGGCCGCCAGAGGGCGCGUGCGGCGCGGCGGCGUGGGGCUUCGCGCUUUGUCCCCCCGCGCGGCCCGUCGCCCCGAGCGGCGGCGGGAAAUCCGACCGGCUCCUCCCGGCCGCCGCCUCCUUCUGGCCUCGCGCGCCUGCCCGGGUCGGCCCUGCUGUGAUGGAGGAGGAGGAGGAAGGGGGUGGCGAGGAGCAGCAGCAAUUCUCCUACCGACAGAGGCUGAAAGCGGCUGUCCACUACACUGUGGGCUGUCUCUGUGAGGAAGUUGCAUCGGACAGAGGGAUGCCGUUCAGCAAACAAACCAUCGCAGCAGUCUCGGAGCUGACCUUCCGGCAGUGCGAAACUUUUGCCAAAGACCUUGAAAUGUUUGCAAGACACGCGAAAAGAAGCACAAUUAACACCGAAGAUGUGAAGCUCUUAGCCAGGAGGAGUAAUUCACUGCUAAAAUACAUCACAGAGAAAACCGAAGAGCUCGCUCAGUUUAACACAGAACAAAAAGCAAAGAAGAAGCAGAAGCUAGAGGAAGACAACACAAGAGCAGUGGUGCCGGCAGAGGCUGCCGCCGCCAGAAAGGACGGUUCUUGACUCCAUCGCCACCGGCCGGCUCUGUCCCUUCAGCAGGGGCGCGGCGGGGGGCAGGGGCUGCCACAAAGGGAUCUUCGAAGGGAUCAGUAGAGAUUAAAAUAAAAAGGCUAAGAGGCUUGCUGGGCUGUGUUCUGCAGUCAUCGGCUGCAAAAGCCAUAGCGUUGGAGCCGGGGACGCUCAAGCAAACACUCCGUGUCUCCCCUGUGCUAACACAGGAGUCCGAGGGGCCAAGACUGGAAGUGGGGUCUCUUGCCAUUAAUAAGGUUGUGUCAGCAAUGAGAUGUGACUGACUUUUUCAAGCAAACAUCUCAGUUACCUCUUUCUUCUUCUCCAUGAUUCUUCCGGCUGACAGUCCCUGAGAGACGAGUAAAGCUGUUUGUUUAGUUCUGUUGAUCCACCGGUGUGGUUUUUAAGCCUGUGUCGCGUGUGACCACAAGGUAAAUGUGAUGCUCACAGGUGCACGUUUGGAAAGUGUCCGUUUUACUUUUUAAAGGUGAUUUUCUCCAGAAACACAGUUUAUAUAACUCUUCCCUGGCUAUUUUGUAAUUUAACUCUGGUUCUACGGGAUGGAGGUUUUGCUUGAGAGGAAACCCGCUCUCUUCCCAAAACGCUUCCCUGUGUGGUGCUCUGGUUCGGUCUGUGAGGGCCGGAGCUUCCAGUCCUGCUGUCUUCUCUGCGGGGUGUCAGGGGUGCCCAGGGCAUGCCUUUCCCUGCUGGGGCAGGAGGGAUAAGGAACGGGACUGCAUUUGGGAGCCCUCUCUUUGUGCCAGGCUGCCCCGGGGCUCCACACGGGACCUCAGUGCAUCCUCACGGCCUUGUGGGGCGGAUGUGAUUCUCCCCGUUGUACUGGCGUGCAGACCGAGGCUUGACGAGGUUAGCGCGCUGCCCGGGUCUGCUGACCAGUCAAGACAGUAUUCACCCUGGGGUGAAUCAUACUGUGCGAUUCCAUCUUUGGGGACAGAUGGCAGAAAGGGCUUCUGGAGGGCCCUGUUUUUGUGGGCUGGCUUCCUCAGUGUCCUGGAAGCUCCUCUAAACGUGAACCUAUUAACCACUUACCAGAUGAUGAACCAAAUAA